Molecule: messenger RNA, 582 nt
Organism: Penicillium paradoxum
Lineage: Eukaryota; Fungi; Ascomycota; Eurotiomycetes; Eurotiales; Aspergillaceae
Exons: 2
Coding region: 1-582 (193 amino acids)
Source: RefSeq, a predicted model, not a curated record
AUGGCCACCAACUCUAGCAACAACAACGAUUACGCCCGAAUCCCAACAAUAAUAUGGCAAAUCCGAACCCUCCGCAACAACCACGAGCUAGACGGCAUCGCCAUCUGGAACGCCAUCCUCACCCUCCGAUUCCCCCCAGCCCAAGGCUUCAUCCACCCACAAAUCCACAACAUCUGGCACGGGGACCCUGACUCCUUCACUCUCGAACUCACCCACUUAAGAUACGGCCAGCAGAACCCCGUUCUGGCACUGUACUACCGAAGCGUUAAUCGGCGUGAUGAUAACCAAUGGGACUACGCACAGCGCGCGCUGGAGAUGUAUCUUUCGGCUCGGUUUGGGGAUCUCGCGGAAUAUGCGUUUCCGGUUUAUGGGAUCCUGGCGAUUGGUGUGAAGGUGAAGGUUUUUACAUACGAUGGGCCGUCGAGGAGUAUUGAGCCGUUUGUUCCGCCUUGGGAUUUGGAGAGACAUCACCAGCUGGUUUGGGAUAUGCUGGGCAUGAUUGCUGGGAUUCAUACCGGUGGUAUUUCGGAGAUGGGAGGUGGUGUGGAUGUCUUGGGUGGGGAGGAUAAGAAAGAUGAGUGA